AUGCAGAGGAGCCGGACUCCCGCGGCGUUACUGUGGCGCUCCCAUGGCAACUUUGUCCAAGUUUGUGAAAGUUAUCCGGACACGGCCAUACUGGCGUAUCCGGACACGGCCAUACUGGCGUAUCCGGACACGGCCAUACUGGUGUAUCCGGACACGGCCAUACUGGCGUAUCCGGACACGACCAUACUGGCGUAUCCGGACACGGCCAUACUGGUGUAUCCGGACACGGCCAUACUGGUGUACCUGGACACGGCCAUACUGGUGUAUCCGGACACGGCCAUACUGGCGUAUCCGGACACGACCAUACUGGCGUAUCCGGACACGACCAUACUGGUGUACCCAGACACGACCAUACUGGUGUACCCAGACACGACCAUACUGGUGUACCCAGACACGACCAUACUGGUGUACCUGGACACGGCCAUACUGGUGUAUCCGGACACGGCCAUACUGGUGUAUCCGGACACGGCCAUACUGGUGUAUCCGGACACGACCAUACUGGUGUAUCCGGACACGGCCAUACUGGUGUAUCCGGACACGGCCAUACUGGUGUAUCCGGACACGACCAUACUGGUGUACCUGGACACGACCAUACUGGUGUAUCUGGACACGACCAUACUGGUGUAUCCGGACACGGCCAUACUGGUGUAUCCGGACACGGCCAUACUGGUGUAUCCGGACACGGCCAUACUGGUGUAUCCGGACACGGCCAUACUGGUGUAUCCGGACACGGCCAUACUGGCGUAUCCGGACACGACCAUACUGGUGUAUCCGGACACGACCAUACUGGUGUAUCCGGACACGACCAUACUUGUCUACCCACACGGCUUCCUUCUUUUCUGA
This is a messenger RNA of Procambarus clarkii (red swamp crayfish), 843 nucleotides long. NCBI's taxonomy places the organism in Eukaryota, Metazoa, Arthropoda, Malacostraca, Decapoda, Cambaridae. The record is from RefSeq and is a predicted model, not a curated record.